UGGUUACCGAGUCAGACGCCAAAAGGUUUAGAACAGAUGGGUUACUUCUGCUCCACCUCGUAGGAAGCACCCGUUCCCUUGAGCGCACCCGUCGAUGUGGCCGAUGCGAUAGGCGAUGAGUUCAAAAGGAGUACGGAUAACGGGCCAGCGAUUUGGUCCGACGUAAAUCAGUCGCCGCUCUCCGGUGUAGAGGGAACAUCUUGAAACUGGUCGGGAAUCAGUGGACCCCUCAGAGACACAAGCGGAAUUGGCUUCCCAUGCUGACUCAAAAUGGAAGAUGUACAGGAUGGAGUUCAGAUUGGAGAAAACAAAUUUAUAAGCAAGGCAACUGUUCUCUCACAUCUGAAGACGUACAACCUCUACUAUGAAGGGCAGAAUCUGCAGCUCCGGCAUAGAGAAGAGGAGGGGGAGCUGAUAGUGGAGGGGCUGCUCAACAUCUCCUGGGGCCUCCGCCGGCCCAUCAGGCUGCAGAUGCAGGACGACCACGAGAGGAUCCGGCCCCCCCCUUCCUCCACAUCCUGGCACUCGGGCUGCGCCCUGGACGAUCAAGGCCCCCCCAGCACCACCGAGGGUCAGCAGAGCCCUCAGCAGCCCCUGCCCACCGUGGAGGUCACCGCCCCGGAUAGCCCUCCGGCGGGCCUCGCUGUCCCCGACGAUACGGCAGAAGAGGACGAGGACGAUGACGACUGCUCCGCCCAGCUCAUGAGGACAAAGAGUGAUGCUGGGAUUCUGAGGCGGGGCCAGAAACGGUCACCUAGUGACCAGAGGAGGAUACGGCGCCAUCGCUUCUCCAUCAACGGUCAUUUCUACAACCAUAAGACGGCUGUGUUCACCCCGGCCUACGGCUCGGUGACUAAUGUGCGCAUCAACAGCUGCAUGUCCACGCCGCAGGUUCUGCGCGUUCUCCUCAACAAGUUUAAGAUUGAAAACAGCCCCGAUGACUUCGCCCUGUACCUGGUGCACACCAGCGGAGAGCGAAUGAAGCUGAAGCGCACCGACUACCCGCUGGUGCUGAGAGUGAUGCAGGGUCCCUGUGAGCAGGUGUGCCGGGUCUUCCUCAUGGAGCCGGACCUGGGAGAGGAGGUCACCUAUGACGUGGCACAGUAUAUCAAGUUUGAGAUGCCCGUGCUGCAGAGUUUCGUCACCAAGUUGAAGGAGGAGGAGGACCGCGAGGUGCAGAAGCUGAGAAGAAGGUAUAACUUCCUGCGCUGCGUCAUUGAGAAGCAACUGCGCUGUCUUCCGGAACCAACCGCCUGCAUAUGACUCCGGACAGCGGGUCAUCACUGCGUUGCUGUUUCUCUGCACAGCCGCAGGGGUUAAAGUUCAGCCAGGACUGAGAACACGCUGUUGGACAAGACAACACAAAAGCAACAAGCAUUCCAGGCAUUCACUCUCUUACCCUUUUCCUCAGAGUCCCAAAGCCACUAGCAACGGUUGUCAUCGUCUCGAGUGUUCCGCACGCUUCGUUGAGCUCAUCACUCCAAGCACUCACCGUUCCAACAUGAGCAGCUCUCCGAUCCUCGCCAUGCUGGCCACCGCCACUAGAAGAUAUGGACUGAAAUAGUUUGGCCGUUUACCGCAACCACCUUUUAGAGCAAUAACCCCGUCCACCGAUGACCAAAAGGAAAGUAACCCCCCCUGCUCUUGUAAUAGCAGCACAAAUUAAGCAUUUGAUGAACUUUCUGCACUCUCUCUCUCUCUGUCUCUGUAUCUCUCUUUCCUCUCUGUUUCUCUUAGAAAUUAUGAGUUGCAGGUAUCAAGAAUUGAUCUCCAGUUUUAAAUACAUUAGCGGUCCAAACCCAUCCAAAACAUGAUGUCACUCAUGACAUCAUGAUGAACACUCCCUAAGCACACAUUUAGUGAGCACCAAUGUUUUUCUUCAAAGCACAAUCGAUGGUCUUUGUGAAGUGCCUAUUAGCAGGGUUUGUCAAAGCACAGAUUCAGUGACUACGAUAUAAACACUUAAUUGCUUUUUCUAUGGAAAUAUUUUGAAAUCUUCCAUUAAGUGGUCCCACAUUCGGUCCAACGGGUCAUAACAGAAAUGGACAAGGAAAUCUAAAUAAGAGUUUACCAAAAUUGAUGUAACAGUUACACAGAAGAAAAAAUGGCCUGCAGGUUUGGUCCAGCCAGCCAAUCCUAUGUUGUCAUUUAGACUUGGUCAUAGAGGAAGUUUUCAAUUGUUGUUACUACCAUCGUAUGACAUUCCCAUCAUUGAUCACACACAAAUAGUAGAAAAAGGUUUCUACAUUCAAUUAAAGAUUCAAAUAUUGUUUUGCACUUCUUAUUAGGGUGCAGGACAAGCAUUAUUUACGGCUAUGUUAGGUUAUGUCAGUGUUGAACUUUUCAAUGUUCUUAUUAUCCUAUGCAUGUUAAACAUAACUCUGAAUCCAAUCUAACAGAAUAUGAGGCAAAAAAACACAAAAGUCCCAAGGAUGUGAAUUGAUCAUGAGAUAGCAUCACGUGUGUGUGUGUGUUUGUGUGUGUGUGUGUGUGUGUGUGUGUGUGUGUGUGUGUGUGUGUGUGUGUGUGUGUGUGUGUGUGUGUGUGUGUGUGUGUGUGUGUGAGAGGAUCAUCAGGUACAGUGUUUGAUUGUUUCAUCCAACUUUCUAAUAUUUCUGACAUCUUUGAAGCUAUUAUCGAUAUUGGUUUACAUUACUGCUAACAAUUACACAGCAACUUACAGAGCAUUUGUCGGCUGGUUUUACGAUUGAACAAAAAAGUAAUUGUCGAGUUGUAAGUUGAGCAACCCUGGUCAGAACGUUUUUGUUUUAUGUAUCUCAAGACAUUUUAGCUUUUUGUACUGAUAAUGCCUCAAAGAUUGUUUAAAAUAAUCUCUGAUGUCAUUCAUCUCUUUUGCCACUGAUAAAUAGUUUUUUUACAACGAUUGUAAAUUAAUAAAGUUGUCAUUAAUUAGGUUUGCAUCUACACUUUAUUUUACCUCUUUCAUCUAGAUGGUUCUAGAGAAAGAGAGAUUAAGUGUUUUGUAAUGAUGCUGAGAUGUUGUAUGUAGGUCACAUGAGGUCAUGCGAAAAAUGUGAACGAAAAAAUAAAUGAAGGCAUUUGACAAAGCCACUAAACAAUGA
This is a messenger RNA of Gadus morhua (Atlantic cod), 3083 nucleotides long. RefSeq names its product Ras association domain family member 2b (gene rassf2b). Gene Ontology annotation, biological process: regulation of non-canonical NF-kappaB signal transduction; signal transduction; positive regulation of JNK cascade. Gene Ontology annotation, cellular component: cytoplasm; nucleus. The coding region runs from base 271 to 1263 and encodes 330 amino acids. The transcript is spliced from 10 exons. NCBI's taxonomy places the organism in Eukaryota, Metazoa, Chordata, Actinopteri, Gadiformes, Gadidae. The record is from RefSeq and is a predicted model, not a curated record.